UCAAAGCUGUGUGAAAUAGAAAUAAAGUGUCCAAAACAGGCUGCCAAUCCGCGCUCGUGCUGAAGACAGACACCAUGACGUCAGCGGCGCCCAGCUCCAGACGCUCGUGUCCGCGCAACCGUGAACGAGCCCGAGAGGAAGAAAAACUCUAGCACGCUGGCAAACGGGGUCACGAACUAUGACCUUUCACUGGAGUAAAACAAUAACAAAUAAUGUGCAAUAAACCCGAGAUCAAAAAACACGCGUGCGUUCAUAUCACAGGUGGAGGUGUUGUUGACAGAUGCAGAGCUGGUCCAAUCAGACACUUCUAAUGACCUCACAUCACCAUGACAACCAAUAUGGAGGUGCUGGCUCAGCAGAUAUUGACCACUGAGCAGGUUUCAGAGGUACAGUCUUCUCCGUCAGACAGCUCAGUGAUGAGCACCUCUCCCCAGCGCAUUCAGAUCAUCUCCACUGACCCCUCCGUCACGACCCCGCAGAGAAUACAGAUAGUCACUGAGCAGCAGACGGGACAAAAAAUUCAGAUAGUGACGGCACUGGACUCCACCGUGCCCAAACAGCAAUUUAUCCUGGCAGCACCUGAUGGCUCUUCAGCAGGCAAAGUCCUCCUGGCAUCACCUGAGAGCACUAGUGCCAAACAGCUCAUCUUUGCCACUGCUGACAGCCUGGUGCCCGGCCGAAUUCAGUUUGUGACAGAUGCAGUGUCAGUGGAGAGGCUUCUGGGUAAAGGGGCAGACAUGAGCCGAGCCCAGCCUAUAGAAUACUGCGUGGUGUGUGGAGAUAAAGCCUCAGGGAGGCAUUAUGGGGCAGUCAGCUGUGAAGGUUGUAAGGGCUUCUUCAAGCGAAGUGUGCGCAAGAGUCUGACAUACAGCUGCCGCAGUAACCAGGACUGUGUGGUCAACAAACACCAUCGCAACCGCUGCCAGUUCUGCCGUCUCAGGAAAUGCUUGGAGAUGGGCAUGAAGAUGGAGUCUGUACAGAGUGAGAGGAAACCCAUUGAUCUUCCCAGAGAAAAACCUGCCAACUGCGCAGCAUCCACUGAGAAAAUCUACAUCAGGAAAGACCUGCGAAGUCCCCUCAUUGCAACGCCAACCUUUAUCACUGAGAAAGACGCUUCACGGUCCAGGCUGUUGGACUCUGGGAUGCUUGUCAACAUCCAACAACCCUUAAUACAGGCUGAUGGCACAUUACUAUUAGCAACUGACAAAGCAGAGUCAGGACAGGGUGAUCUGGGGACGCUGGCUAAUGUGGUUACGUCAUUAGCCAACCUGAACGACUCGCUUAGUAAUGGAGAAACGACAGACGAUCAGAUGGAGGAAUCACCCAGUGAAAUCACACGUGCCUUUGACACGCUGGCUAAAGCUCUGAACCCCAGUGAGGCGGCGGAGGGGCGGAGCUUGUCGGAGGUGGACGGGGUGGGUGGAGCUACGAUACAGGUGAUCAGCAGGGAUCAGAUCACGCCGCUCAUAGAAGUCGAGGGACCUCUGCUUACAGACACACACGUCAGCUUUAAGCUGACGAUGCCAAGCCCAAUGCCUGAGUAUCUGAAUGUGCAUUAUAUCUGCGAGUCUGCGUCACGCCUUCUCUUCCUCUCCAUGCACUGGGCGCGCUCUAUCCCAGCAUUCCUUGCUCUUGGGCAGGAGUGUAACACAGCUCUGGUACGAGCUUGCUGGAAUGAGUUGUUUAUUCUGGGUCUGGCGCAGUGCGCUCAGAUCAUGAGCCUGUCCACCAUUCUCGCUGCCAUCGUCAAUCAUCUGCAGUCCAGUAUCCAGGACGUAGACAAGCUAUCGAGUGAACGCAUUAAACUAGUCAUGGAGCACAUAUGGAAGCUGCAGGAGUUCUGCAACAGCAUGGCAAAGCUACAGACGGACGGAUAUGAAUACGCCUACUUAAAAGCUAUUGUCCUCUUCAGUCCAGAUCAUCCAGGUUUGAGCAGCUGUAGCCAGAUUGAAAAGUUCCAGGAAAAAGCGCAGAUGGAGCUCCAGGACUAUGUGCAAAAGACCUAUCCUGAAGAUACCUACAGGUUGGCUCGGAUCCUGUUGCGUUUACCAGCGCUGCGGUCGAUGAGUUCCAAUAUAACUGAGGAGCUGUUUUUCACCGGCCUUAUCGGCAACGUACCGAUCGACAGUAUCAUCCCAUAUAUCCUUAAAAUGGAGACUGCUGACUACAACAGCCAAAUGACAGGCCCGGCUGUGUGAGACUGAAGUCAUGCAACUCCCAUCAUCCCUCGCCCUCACGCUGACUCAAAUAUAUCACAUUAUAUUGAACCGACCAACAAGCUCUACCUCAAGAGGAGCUGCAACAGUGAAAGCCUUUCAGUAUGUGACCGUUACCCUAGAAAUAUUGUGUUGUAGUUUACAGAAAGAUGCAUUAUGGGACUUUGAGUUCCAAAGACAUUUGCCUGAAAAAUGCCUUUCUUUUUUUAAACCAUGAUUUAAAAACAUUUGAGCACUUCAUGAUGAUUCCAAUGGAUACAAUCCAAGACAUUUUAAACCUCCAAAUUUUUAUUACUUAUGAGGACAAUAUCUACAGCAUUGAACGAUCCUUUCCCAUGGAAGACGCGAUCCUUGAUCGAAUGUAACAGCUGAUAUCAAGACAGUCUCUGGAUCCCUGAAUAUUCUCAGAGUCCGGGUCACAUUUAUGAAUUCCAUUCGGAUCUGGUUUAAAACUUCUCCCUGAUAAUGCAGUUAUUGAUAUGAAUGGGAAUAUUCUGUUCCCACAGAUCAUUAUUGCCGUCAUGACAAUCAGCUUCUCCUCAAUAUCCUUUAUUUAUUAUUUCAUUGAGUCUAACUCUAAAGUCCACACAUGUAGAAGAUCUGAUCUGCUUGAUUUCAAAAAUCAUCUGUUAUUAAAUUACAUAUUUGAUCAGUUUCUUUAUAGCAUUCGACCGCUGCUGCAAUGUACAAAAGGUGUCGUUUCAGAUGUAAUAUAUGCACAACCAUGAUGGUUUAAUGCACUUAGAUUACUAACAUGCUUUAAUUUGCAGAUCUGUGCACAGUUAGACUUUUGUAAAUUUCAUUGUCAUUUCAAAACAACAGAAUGUCUCAUUUUGUCCCAGUUUCAGCAACUGACAACAUGCACUUAUUUAACAGGAUAUAUUAAUCUAGGCUAUAUUUAUUUGGGUUUAAAAUUAGUAGCUUGAAAAGAAAAAGUAAAUAUACUUGAACUUCCAGACUAUGUUGGGCUGACACAUUAUUGCUUUUUAUGUCCAAACUAACUAUAAAAUAAUAAACCUCACACACUCACUGUAACAUGGUAAAGCAUGUCAAGUCAGUGUAUAUUUAAUCAUUAAUGCCACACUUGUGAGGUGAGCAGAAGCAUUUGAAUGCUCUAAAUUAAUUUCAGGUUCAGUUCUCACCACCAACUGUAAGAUCUGCCCAAAAUGUGCCUCGUAUUUGGAAACCCUCAAACUAACUCACAAAACUGGUGAUUUUGCAUUUCCUGCAAGACCAUUUUGGGCUGAACUCUGAACAUGUUUGAGUCUAAAUAAAUUUCUUGUGAAUCAAGUAAAACUACAUUAUUAUAAAGCGAUUGCUGUUGAAUUGAUGGCCAUUGACAAAUAUAUAUAUUAUAUUUAAGAGAGUAUAUUCAGUUUGCAAAUGAGUGUACAAACAUUGACAUCAACUUUAAUCAUCAGCAAUGUCAAAAUUAACCUUUAUAGCAGUUGCUCAAACCCUGUCUGACAGUUCUGACCUCGAGAGAGUUUCUGUUUCCUGUAAGGUUUAUCCUUUUUACAGUUCAACCCUACUUGGUCUUAUUGUCAAAAAAAUAUAUAUAUAUUUAUUGUUUGAAAAGCAUGACCCCAUACAAACUGUUCUUUUAUAUGCUUUUAACACUAGCAGACAACUGUUUUAAACAAAAUUGUGUAUGUGUUUUAAGAUGCCUAAAGUUUUUGGUUUCAAUCCGUCUGUGACUGGUUUAUAGGUGUUGUAAUGCCAUGUUGUGAUUCUCUGUUUUCAUCUGUCUGUGAGACGAUAAGAAAAGCUGUGCAUGAACUAGCUUAUAAAUUUUAUUAAAUUAUAUACUGAUGUGGAGUUUAAA
This is a messenger RNA of Megalobrama amblycephala (Wuchang bream), 4041 nucleotides long. RefSeq names its product nuclear receptor subfamily 2, group C, member 2 (gene nr2c2). The record is from RefSeq and is a predicted model, not a curated record. Gene Ontology annotation, molecular function: nuclear receptor activity; RNA polymerase II cis-regulatory region sequence-specific DNA binding; zinc ion binding. The transcript has 15 exons. Lineage: Eukaryota; Metazoa; Chordata; Actinopteri; Cypriniformes; Xenocyprididae. Bases 327 to 2198 code for a protein of 623 amino acids. Gene Ontology annotation, biological process: positive regulation of transcription by RNA polymerase II; anatomical structure development; positive regulation of embryonic development.